This is a messenger RNA of Anopheles bellator, 2006 nucleotides long. RefSeq names its product FGFR1 oncogene partner 2 homolog (gene Fgop2). NCBI's taxonomy places the organism in Eukaryota, Metazoa, Arthropoda, Insecta, Diptera, Culicidae. The transcript is spliced from 2 exons. The record is from RefSeq and is a predicted model, not a curated record. The coding region runs from base 396 to 1277 and encodes 293 amino acids.
AGCAGCGAAAAAACACUUCACGGAGCUUCACUUCAAGCGCUAUAUUGCACGAACGAAAGGCGUUUCUACUAGCAACAAAGGAUACUAGCAGAUUUCGGAUUGUAGUGCAAACUCCUGGACCCGUAUGCCGUGAGCACUGUUUGCGAUAAAAUCCUUGGCGCAGCCCAAAGCCUGGUGAAACGAUGUGACUGCCUUCGGGGGCAGACACGCGACACUGUGCAAUACCGUGCGAUCAUUCUUUUUCCGGGCACGGAGCCGUUCCCCUUUACGUGGCUCCACUAGACACCGACGGACCUUCCCAGCAAAAGGUAUAACACUGUAUCGUUUCUUCGUAAGGCGUUUCAUCCAGUUGGUCAACUUUUCAGUCAGCACCUGGUUUAACGCACCGGCUGACCAUGUCGAUAACGUUCGAGCAAAUCAUUCUGGACGCUAAACGGAUCGCUAACCGCCUGAAGGACCGGGAGGCGCUCGGAGACGCACUGCUGCUGGAGUCGGAAACCGUUAAUAAGCAGAUCGAAUCCAUGCGCCAGUUCCAGGAAGACAUCGACAUCCUGAACCGGUUGGCGCGCGAACGGUCCAACAACCAGCUAAUCACGAUUAUCCACCAGGAGAACCCGCAGAUCCGCGAGAUACAGCAGGAGAACCGGCUGCUGAAGUCGGCCCUCGAGGACCACCAGCAUGCGCUCGAGCACAUCAUGUCCAAGUACCGGGAGCACACGCAGGCGAAAAUACUAAACACGAAGGUGAACUUUGUCGAGGCGUACAAUCGGCACCACCAGGCAGCCGACAUCGAGCGGCGCGACGAGUUGAUCCGGCAGCAGACAGCCAAAAUUCAGGAGAUGGCCGCCGUGAUGCAGCGAGCCUCGCAGCUCGACGAGGAGAAGCUGAACCAUGAGCAGGAACUGCUCAGCCGGUUGAUCACGGAAAACAAGGGCCUACGGGAGUUGCUGGAAAUCUCGCGCAAAUACGGUUCGGGCGAGCAAAAGAUGCUGAUGGAUGAGAAGGGCACCCAAACCGACAGCACCCUGCUCGAGGGGUUGUUGGAGUCGGCCGUGGCGGCCCGGUCAAUUCAGACGAAAGUCGCGGGCGGCCCCCUGGGAACCAACCAAGCGCCAGCCGCAAGCGUGGCACCCACGGCCCCGUCAUCCAGCAUCACCAGCAAUGUCAGUGCCAGUCCACCACCAGCAGUGAGUAGCGCCAACGGUCCGCUGCCCUCUACUGUGCCAGUCACCACUACCACGAACACAGCCCCGGCCUCUGCCACAUCCAGCUCGUGACGCGAUUCGGGAGAAUGUCAGACGUCGGUUCUGUUCUGUUGCCAAUCGGCCAUUUUAUAGGCAUAGUCGUGUUUCCCUAGAUCGCUCGUAGACGGGACUCCGCUCCUCGACCGUGUUCCGAGAGACUCGACACCACAAGUAAACACACAACACCAACCAUCGUUUGCACGCGCACCAACCACGUGAAACGGCAACGAAGAAGAGCCUAUCCAUUUCCCAUAUUUGUUUGUUUUCACCGAUUGGCGUUUUCAGUCACGGAAAAAGCAUCCAGGAUCAGUUUGAGCACCAACACACACACACAGGACGCACAAGCACCGGCAGAGUUUAGGUUAAAUGUUGUCCAACCGGGAGUACCGCGAAUAAAUGUUUGUUUUUCCACUUUGCUCUUUUUCGUUGAUUACGUUCCGUUUAUCGUUGAUAGGACGCUCUCGGAAAAACGGCAAACCAACAUUUGUUUAAAAAUACGGUCAAACGCCGCUUUCGGCGGUGGGUGGACGGUUGAAAAGGAUCAUAAAUGCGGCAAACUAUUCACGGUACCCCAACCGUGGGACAAAAUGGUAACCAAAACGGCGAAAAGUGCGUCAAUGAUGUGAGUAAAACAUACGCCCUUCCGUUAUCAUUGGCCUUUUUCCGUGUAUUCUACUGUACUCCGAUAAGACAUGAAAAAUGAGUCGACGCGAUGCGAGAGGUAGUAGCGAAAGGAACUCGGCACCACUUUCAAUAAAUAAA